AAUGAAUUGUCGGUGACAAGCCAUGGACAACUCCGAGCCAUUCGUGGGCCGCAAAUGCUGGCCAAUUGCCGUGGCGACUGCCUUGGCCUGCGCGGCGUUGCGUUUCGGCUUCGGCUCGUGGGGCUCGGAGACGGUCCGGAGGCUGGCCGAGGCCCCCGCGCCCGCGGCGCCCGCGAGGGCGGCGGCGGCGACGGCCUUCGUGAGCUUGGGCCGCGGCACGGUGUGCCGCGCCGGCGCCAAGGACACGGACAUCGUGCCGCAUCAUGGGCGAAUUCAGUCUGGCGUCUCGCGCCGAGAUUGUGAGGAGAGGUGUAGGCAGCAGGACACAUGCCACGGCUUCGAGUUCCGGAGCUCGGAGCGGCGCUGCGAGCUGUGGCUCCAGGACAUCGCGGCGCACGUGCACGACUUCUACCACCGGACGGUGCCAGGCAGCCCGGACUUCGAGUGCAUCGUGAAGUCGCCGAGCUGUUCAGAGCUCAAGGCGCACAAGGCGCUUCACGAUGCUGCAGCUAGCGAGCUCUCCUUCUUCCUGGAAGACUACUGCGAGUAUGGGCCCACCGACGAGGCCUUCGACGUUUGCUCCAGAUCCUACGCAGAAAAUGUGCUGGCGACGAACCGCCAACUCUGUGUGGAAGUCAUCAAGAGAUGUGACGCUGCCACCUGCGCGUAGAACCACCAACUCGCGCCUCUGGCGCCCCAAAAUCGGGCAGAGUUGGAGUCGGGAGAAA
Molecule: messenger RNA, 728 nt
Organism: Effrenium voratum
Lineage: Eukaryota; Dinophyceae; Suessiales; Symbiodiniaceae
Source: the annotation of a GenBank genome assembly